CCGCUGUCACCGUGACAGGUUUACAGUACACCACACAACAUUGGGUCACGCAGUUAUCUACAUACGCCGUAUCUCACUUAGCAGAGCGAAAGCGAAAAUAGGAUACUGGGGGUAUCGUUAGGCAGUUUCUCCGCAGUGGGCGAAGUUACCUUUAAUACGUACAUGACAUGUGCACAAUCCUCCGGCCGAGAACAGAUAUAUAUCACCUGAUAUAAGAAAACCCAAGCAUAACCACAUGCGUGGUCUGGGGGGGAGAAGAUUUACCCGUGACACAAUCGGAUGAUACUGAUUGGAAUUCACGAGUCUGACGUAAGGCUAUCUCCAUAGUAACAAGGAACAGACCAGUUGCAGAAGAAUGAGUUAUCUUCAAGGUCAGCUUCCUCAUGGCACUUCUCUUCCACAACAGAUAGAGCAAGGUGACCUACACCAGCAGCAGCAACAACAACAACAACCACACCUACCUAUACAACAACAGAUGCACUACAUGCAAUACACGCAAUCACCAAGACAAGAUGGACAGUUCUUGCAAUCGGAAGGUUUUGGUCACUGUGAUCCCCAGCAACAACAGCAUCAAGAGGAGUUUCAGUCCCUCAUUGGAACCAGUCAAGAAUAUGGUGGUUCACAGUCUAUGAUGCACUUAGGAACACACCAGCAAAUAUCCCAGGCGGAUCCGUCAUUAGGGAAACCCAGUCAAGAAUAUGACCCUUCGAAACAACAAUAUCAACACCAUGGCCUCCCUCUUGGAAGCCAGCCUGUAAUUGCACAUAACCAAGGAUUUGGCGACCCACAGUCUAUGGCCCCUCAACCACCAGAUGUGACACAGAAGUUCCAGUCAACUCUGGAAGCAAAUCAAGGAGUUAUACAGUUUGCAGUGCCAGAACAUCACUAUCAACACCAAGGCAUCGCCCGGGGAACCCAGCCUGGGGCAGGACCUGGCCAAGCAUAUGGUGGUCCACAGUCUAUGAUGGAACAGGUGAAACCUGAUGUUUCACAGAACUUACAGUCAAUGAAGGGAGAUCAACACGAUCAACACAUACAAACAAGUAUGUACAUGUUGCACGACAGUGACCCAUCGCGUGACUUCCACCAGCAUCCUCAUGCGGAAAGGUUUAUCCAACAUACAUCCCUUAUGGAUCAAGGCCUUGCACCUGCUAUCCACAGUCUUUCUGAUUUACAAUCGUCCAAAGAGGCCAGUAACAGUUCAUCAACAUACAACAGAGAUGCUUCUGCUGGUGGAUACACUGGAACAGGUCAACAACACCCACCUCAUAAUGCUCAUCCACAGCAAUACCAGGGUCAAACUGAAACAUCGUACCCUCCUUCACAGCGCAAUCCACAGCAAUACCAGAGUCAAAGUGGAAGGACAUACGUUCAUGGUGAUCAACAUCCUCUCCAUGGUCCAGCUGUAGGGCUAUAUCCCCACGGCCAGCAACAUCCUCUCCAUGGUCAAACUGCAAACCCAUACUCUCCUGAUACAACACAUCAAUACCAAGGUCAAGCUCAAAGACCAUACCCUCCUGCUGCGACUCAUCAAUACCAAGGUCAAGCUCAAAGGUCAUAUUCACAUGACAUUCAACAUCAGCAAUCAAAUCUACAAGGAAAUGGCAGACCGUCAUAUACCCCUCACCAGCAACGUCAAUUCCAGGGUCAAGUUGAAAGACCAUAUUCCCAUGACCAACAACAUCAACAACAAAAUCUGCAAGGAAAUGCCAGGCCAACCCCACCAACACCUACAGGCGCACGUUGGGGACAAAUGGAUCAUUCACCACGUCAUCUGCAACCCCAAACAGCGAUGUUUGAUCAGUAUUCAGUAGGUAUUGGGUGGGCAUCUGAGGGAGGACCUCACCACGCUCAAUCGCCACCUGUUCCUGCAGAGGGAGACCUUUCCCCUCAACACCAAUAUAUCCAUGCCCCAAGGGGGCCUAGUCCAUACUUCUGGGGUGAUCAUGUAGGAAAACCUGCCAUCGAACAUCCAACUGGAGAUCCUGGUUACCCUGACAAUCAGCCAAAAGUGCAAGCUUCACAUGGUGCCACAGAACCUAAUGGGGAUGGACACAGACUCCUGCUUAUGAAUAUUGGCCCAGGAACAUUUGAGGACACUCUUAAGAACUUCCUCGAGUCAAAGGCCGAUGCUGAUAUCGAGGGAUUUGAGUGGGCAGAAAACAAGAAGUCGGCCAUUGUUACUUUCAAGACCAAACUGGAUGUCCCAACUGUCAUUGCUGCAUGUAAAAGCACAAAGAUUGAAGGAAGUAACAUCCAAGUGAAGCCAGUUCCCAGGUCCAAAUGUCUAAAAGUAGAGGGGUUGUCCAGGAAUGCAACGAAAGACAGCAUUCGCUUCUACUUCGAGAACAAGAAAAAUGGAGGAGACUCCACUGAUGGGGUAGAUCUAUACAUGGAAACACACACUGCCCUGGUUCACUUCACAGCAUAUGGAACUGCUGAAGAAGUAAUUGAAAAAGGUCCCCACAAGUUACAAGAUCAUAUUCUCGAUGUAAGUAUCCAUGACGACCUCCCCGGGUUCUCUGAACACACAGUCAAGGAUGCUGAGCCGUCCCAGAGGGGGACAUCUCCAGCUGUAGACGAUGGUGAUCAGGUGGAUGGAUUCAGGAUCCUGGUUCUGAAUAUUGGGCCAAGAACCUCUCAGGAUACCCUUGAGAACUUUCUGGAGGCCAAGGCAGGACUAGAUGUGAUGCAUGUUGAAUGGGGAAACGGAAGGAGAGCAGCAGUUGUAACAUUCAAGGACAGACUAGAUGUUAAAACUAUUACAACUGCAUGCUCAAACAAGAAAAUCGAUAACCACAUACUACAAAUAAAAGCAGUAGAGAAAUCCAAGUGUGUGAAAGUCAGUGGGUUGUCGGACGGCACAACAGAAGACACUGUUCGCUACUACUUCAUGAACAAGAAGAGGGGAGGAGAGAUUGAUCACAUCGAACUGUUCAAGGAAGCUAGGAUGGCUUUGGUCAGAUUCCAAGACUAUGGUGUGGCUGAGAGGGUUUGUCAGUCAGCCCACAAGCUACGGGAGCACCUUCUGACUGUGACAAUGCACACAGACACAGCAGAUUUUGUAGCUGAAGGUUCUACAGCUGCCAAGGCAAAAGUCAUCAAGAGCCUCUCAGAUGACGAUGACCAAGGGGAAGGGGAGGAAGAUGUCCCAGAUGACAUGAAGAUGCUGAUCCUGAACAUUGCACCAGCAACUCCCCUGGGAACUCUGGAGAACUUCCUCGAGAGCAAAGCUGAAUCUGAAGUGGCGGACAUCAAGUGGGGAGGGGGAGACUCAUGCAAGUCAGCCCUCGUCACCUUUGACAGCAAGCCACGUUUUGCCAAAGUAAAGGAAGCAUGUUCAAAGAAAAUGGUUGAAGGCCACAGACUAACGGUCAAACAAGUUAUGAAGUCGAGAUGCUUGAGAGUGACAGGACUACCAGACAACGCAAGCAAGGAUAGUGUACACUUUUACUUCGAGAACAAGAGAAGAGGCGGACCUCUGAAAAAGAUACAAUUCAUCCCCGAAAAGCAUACAGCGUAUUUGUGGUUUGAAGAAUAUGGGGUGGCAGAGAGAGUGUGCGGUCAGACCCUUAAGCUAAAUGACAAAACACUGAAAGUAGACAUGCAUAUAGAUAUUCCGGAAUUCAUGCCAACUGAGGCAGAAAAAGACAAAGUGGAAGGUUCAGAUGCACUCGGGGCUGCAAUGAUACCAGUCUCUAAACCAAAACAUCAGUCACAAUGGCGUUAUUUAGUUAAAUCAAGUGAUGCACACAUUAUGCGGUACAUCAAUAAAUCCGAGCCAGAGAAGACAAAACUUCAGGAUGAUCUGAAGAGCCAUGAGUGUGCGCUCAGAUUCAUCCCGCAGCCUAAUGGUGUAGUACUUGAAGCCACAAAUAAAAGAACAGACACAGAAGGUACCAACAAGGAGACAUGGAUGAAAAGAGUUGAUGCAGCCAUACAAGCCUCUCUGGAGGAGAUGAACCUAACAGUUGAAACACUGGAGAUUCCGGAGGGAAUCACAAUGGGCAGACUGCAGAUGAAUCAGGAUUUCCAGAAGAUACCGACAAAGACAAGUGUUAGGAUAUAUACAGGUUCUGGCGUAUUGCAGGUGGUUGGAUGUAGAGACAGGAUGAAGGAGGCUUUGGAAUCUUUGAAGGAAAUUUUAGCUUUAGCAGGACCUAAAGAAAGUCACACACAGUCUGUCAAGAAUUACCUGAUGCGCUAUCUCCAAAGGUCCAGUUUCCUUAUGCGAUGUAGCAAGCUGCAUCCUAAUGUUGAAGUUCAUUUGAAGGUCCAGGACGAUAUGCUGAUUUUAGAAGGAUCAAAAACUGAAGUACAGAGUGUCAAACUAAUGAUCCAUGAGGAAUUCAACUCACUUCAAAAAGACUCUCUUACAUUCAAGACAAAUGGAGCUGUAGCGAUAUUGAGAACUUGUUCCUUGCCAAAACAACUGGAGGAUGCUGGUGUUGUAUGCUCCUGGCAGAAGGAAGACCAGAAGAGGAUAACCCUCUAUUGUCCAAACACUGAUGACAUAUGCAAAGCUAAAGACAUCAUCAAGAAAACAAUUUGUGAAGAGAUUAUUCGUCUGGACAAAUCCUCCUCUUACAGCUUACAAUCAGCAGACUGGCGUGAAAAACGAAAGCAGCUCUUGGAAUCAUAUCCAGGACAGCUUCAGAUAGGUGUGGAUACUGAUGCAGUCAUGGUGGCAGGUGAUCAUAGCAUUUUUCAGGAUGUCGUCUCAGAAAUUGAUAAAUAUUUUGACAUCAACUCGGUGAGGGAAUACUUUCUACAGUUUGAGGAACCACGAGUCAAAUUUCUGCAAGCACAUGGUAUUAACAAGGUUCGACAACUGGAACUAAGUCUUCAGGAUCUUAAAGUGCACAUUCAUUUUGGAGAAGGUUGUUUUGCGUGUGGAUUUACAAUUUCAGGAUUAAAUGCUGGAAUAAACAAGGCAAGGAAAGAGCUUGAGAAAUUGCUUUCAUCCAUUAAAUCAAAAGACCACAGUCUCAUGCUGCCAGGGAUAAGAUAUUAUUUCACGAAAGGUGGAGGUAAAGAGCUACUAACUGGCAUAGAACACCAGACAGAAACAAUUAUCCGACCGAAAGACCUUCUGCAGAAGAUGCCCUCUGUCAGUAGGUCAUGGGCGCUGUCAGAUGAUCACAUUGUGUCAGUGGUAAAAGGGGAUAUAUGCAGCUUAAAGGUUGAUGCUAUUGCCUACACUGCCAACACAGACCUUAAACUUGUGGCAGGCCUCUCUAAAGCCAUUGCAACGGCGGGGGGCAAGAUCAUACAGGAGGAGUGUACAAAGGUGAUCAAGGAUAAAGGUCGUCCGUCAGUUGGAGAGGUCAUCUGUACUGGUGGUGGUCGUCUUCCAUGCAAGCUUGUACUUCACGCUGUGUCCCCAAAGAGGCAGGACGGGAAACAUGGAGAGGAAGGUGCAUUGCAGAAGACGAUAAAGAACAUUUUGAGGCAGUGUAAGAAAAAGCAUGUGAGAAGUCUGGCACUCCCUGCGAUCAGCACCGGACUUGGGUACCCUCUGGCGGAUGCUGUAAAGGGGAUUCUGGAGACUCUUCAACAUAACUGGCAAAAGGAACCAACAGGACUUCGAGAAAUCAUCCUCUGUGACAUCAAUCCCAAUGUUGUGGAACAAUUUAUCCAAACUACCGACAGUAUAUGUUAUGGAGCUAGGCCAAAAUGCCCGGAAAGGAAGAAGAAAGAAGAAGAAGAAGAAAAGGAGGAGGAGGAGGAGGAGGAAGAGGAGGACCAAAGGGAGAGUGACGGAGGUUCGAGGGAAGAUGAAGAUUCAUCCAGUGACCUCUCAGAUGCUGAAGACCAACCUGAAAGAAUACAAGUUAUUGUUGGAGAGUUGUCUAAGCAAAAGGCUGACGUCCUUGUCAACCCAACUGGGAAGGAUCUCAACAUGUCCGUGGGUGCUGUAUCCCAGUCCCUGCUGCAGGCGGGUGGGAACGCCAUACAGACAGCCUGUAAGGAGAAGUAUCCCCGGGGAGUGAAAACUGGCAAGGUUGCCAUGACAACAGGCGGAGAUCUCAAAUGUAAGAUGAUCUUCCAUGGGAUCCUUCAGGCGUGGAACCAUGGAAAAGAUGCACCGGAUUUGGUCUUGCAGUGUCUGGUGAAGCGGUGUUUGGAAGAAGCGGAUACCAAGGACUACCAGUCUGUGGCCUUCCCAGCUCUUGGUACAGGGAAGUUGGGGUUCCCCGCGGAUGUCUCGGCCAGUCUCAUGUUCAAGGCUGUUUCCUCGUUCCUGAAGGAACAUCCCGGAACAUCCGUCCAAGCGAUCUACUUCAUUGUACAUCCCAAAGACACUCCCGUAAAGAAGGCAUUUGAGGCGGAAAGCAGAAAAUCUGACCACGAUUGUAGUCCAAGGGAGCACAGGAGGAACGACGGGGCAAGACCACGUGAAUCCAGGGCAAAUGAUCAAGACAGUUCACACAGGCGCUACCCAGAAAGCUCCAACUUUCUGCUGACAGAUACCUUCACCUUUGGUUCUAUGAAGAUCAAGAUCGUCCAAGGAGAUCUGACCAAGGAGAACACGGACUGCAUCGUCAGCUGUAGCGGCGAGUCAUUUGACCUCAAGCAUGGCGCUGUUUCCAAGGCUCUCUUGUCUGCAGCAGGGCCCGAGCUUCAAGUGGAGUGUACUUCCAGAAAGGACGAGCUGUCCUCGGCAGGCCUGGUCCUCACCCAGGGCUACAAGCUCCACUGCAAGCACGUCCUCCACCUGAAAGUCCAGACGUCGGCGUGGGGGUGGGGUUCCACCCUCCUGGAGUGUCUCAAGAGAGCGGAGGGAGAAGGGUUGACGUCACUGUCCAUGCCAGCUCUUGGCACAGGAGGUCAGAAGAUAGCCCCGGGCAAGAUGGCGUCGUCCCUGCUCUAUGCCGUGAAGAAGUAUGCAGACACGCACAGUCAGCCGACGCUCCAGAAUGUCCGAGUGGUCAUCUUCCAGUCGCCUAUGGUCAACACGUACAGAGCCGUGUUCGCCGGAAAACAGCCGGGGGUGGACGCGCCGCACGAGCGCAAGAAGAGAGACGACAGAUCAGGCCCGCGCCACCAUGGUGCCUCUCAUGGGACGAAAGCAGAAGACAAGAUCGUUUUGUGUAUCUACUCCGACAUCUGGACGAACAUCACCGCAGCUAGAGAUCGACUGAAGGAAGUCUGUGCAGACGAGUUUCAAACCAAAACUAUCGGUCACAAAUGGGCUAGCAAAAUUGAGAAGUUGGAUGAUGAAGAGAUAUCACGUCUGGAGAGCAUGGCAGGGAAACAAAAUGUCGCCAUUGCCCGCAAGGGACCUUCACUAGACAUCACUGGCAGAGUCAGGAACGUGGCCGAGGUCCAUGAGAAGAUCGUGGAACUGUUUCAGACGGAGGCUACAGGUGCCCACUUAAAGGAAGAGGCUAAGCUGGUGGCGAACCUGGUGGAGUGGAUGUAUGUGGCGGGCGGCAAGUCCAGGCCUUUCACUCCUGGCCUCAACUGUUGUUUAGAGAAGGCAUAUAAAGCCAAGGAGAAGAGUUUGGAAAUAAAAGAUGCCAGAGGGAGAACCUAUUCUGUGGAUUUCCAGAAGAUGACAGAAAUGCCCAAAGCUGGUGGAAAACCGAUAAAGAUUGAACGUCUUGAGAAAGCAAUACGCGGAGGUUUGUCCAAGCUGGUGAAGGGGGAGAAGGAGGCCAUGUCAGGAACCAAGACCACAUACUUCUCCCUGAAACCAGAACGCACCUUCAAAGGAAAUGCCGAGGACCUUCACUUCCGGACAGCCGAGUCCCAGUUCUACAGACUACUGGGAACAUCAGGGUCAAAGUACUGCGUUACGAAGGUGGACUAUGUGGUCAACCCACCUCUCAUCAAGAAAUUCAGGGCAGCGCAGGCGGCCAUGAAAGCAAAACGAGGCCCUGACAAGGCCGAGCCAGUGUUAGCAUUCCACGGGACAAACGAGGCAACCAUUGGAAAGAUUUGUGAAGGUGGCUUUAAGAAACCAGGUGACCCAGGGUUUGCCGCGAAGACUGACUCCGGCUAUUACGGUAGCGGAGUUUACUUCAGCGAAUAUCCCGAGUAUUCCAUGGGCUACAUCGCUGGAGCUCAGAAGAUUCUUCUGUCUCAAGUCAUCCUUGGCGAGGUUUUCCACUGCAAGGGGCUGAUGAACGGCGCAUCUCUCCAGUCAGGGUACGACUGUCACACCUCGCCAGACGGAAAGGAGCUCAUCAUUUUCGACACCGCCUGCAUACUUCCUUGCUACAUCGUUCACUACGGCCCGUCACAGGGAGUUUUCAAAUACGCCUAGACACCACCUGUCCCUUGCUACAUCGUCCACUACGGCCCGUCACAGGGAGUUUUCAAAUACGCCUAGACACCACCUGUCCCUUGCUACAUCGUCCACUACG
Molecule: messenger RNA, 8372 nt
Organism: Haliotis rufescens (red abalone)
Lineage: Eukaryota; Metazoa; Mollusca; Gastropoda; Lepetellida; Haliotidae
Product: protein mono-ADP-ribosyltransferase PARP14-like
Exons: 26
Coding region: 356-8272 (2638 amino acids)
Biological process (GO): negative regulation of gene expression
Cellular component (GO): cytoplasm; nucleus
Molecular function (GO): NAD+ poly-ADP-ribosyltransferase activity; transcription corepressor activity; RNA binding
Source: RefSeq, a predicted model, not a curated record